CAGGGAGGCAGGCAGCAAGGCGCGCAGGCGCACCUCCCUCCGUCUGCCGCUGCCUCUGGUGCCUGUGCUGCUGCUGCCGCCGCCGCCGAGCGCAGUUGCCGGGGAGUUGAUGGCCGGACCCGAGCCCAAGAUGCGGAGGAGCCCGGAGCGGGAGGAGGACGCCGGCAGCGGCUGCGGGAGCCUCAGGAUCCCCCAGCGGGGCUGGGACGGGCGUCGUGGGGCUCCCUCUUCAGGGGCCAGCUCCUGACCUGCCUGCCGCCCCUUCCUCCUCCUCCUCCUCUCCCCACACCCUCCUCCUCCUCCUCCAGCCCCCCGAAGCAUGUCCGCCACGUCCAAGGGGACCCCCACCACCACCGCCACCACCUCCUCCUCCUCGGCCGCUUCCUCCUCGGUCUCCUCCUCGCCCGCCGAAGGGCUGCCGGCGGCCGGCUCCAAAGCCCAGGUGAAGGAGCAGAUCAAGAUCAUCGUCGACGACUUGGAGCUAGUCCUGGGGGACCUGAAGGACGUGGCCAAGGAGCUCAAGGAGGUGGUUGACCAGAUUGAUACACUGACUUCUGACCUGCAGUUGGAGGAUGAGAUGACUGACAGUUCAAAAACAGACACAUUGAACAGCAGCUCAAGUAGCACAACGGCAUCAAGUUUGGAAAAAAUCAAGGUGCGAGCCAACGCACCACUCAUCAAGCCCCCAUCCCACCCAUCUGCCAUUCUCACAGUACUGAGGAAACCCAAUCCACCACCCCCUCCUCCACGGUUGACUCCUGUGAAGUGUGAAGACUCUCACCGGCCAGUGAUCCCUCCCAACCCUGUAAAGACUAAUGGGACACUACUACGAAAUGGAGGAUUACCAGGUGGACCAAAUAAAAUUCCAAAUGGAGAUAUAUGUUGUAUACCUAACAGUAACUUGGACAAAGUUCCAAUGCAACCUCUGAUGCACAGAGCUGAAAAAGACAGGUGUCCUCAGCCUGGAACACGGGAACGGGUACGAUUUAAUGAAAAGGUGCAGUACCAUGGCUAUUGUGCGGAUUGUGAUGUUCGAUAUAAUAUUAAAAACAAGGAGGUUCACUUGCACAGUGAACCUGCCCACGGGCCAGGAAAGCUGCCUCACCAAUGUCCCCCUUUACCGCCACCUCCACCUCCACUUCCUCCUUUUCCAUUAGAAAAUGGAGGGAUGGGAAUAAGUCCCAGUAGUAGCUUUCCCCCUCUUAGACCUGCAACUGUGCCUCCACAAACUGCACCAAAACCCCAGAAGACUAUCUUGAGAAAAUCAACCACUACAACAGUGUGAUAUUAUCCCAUUUGGAAAACUGUUUUCCCCCCUCUUAUGUAUAAACAUAAAAAAGGUAAUGAGCACUUUCUACUCAAGCAAUAAAAAGCCCAAUAUAUUGCACCCUUUCUACUAUGAAGUGGCAUAAAAAUCUCAUGUUCCUUCAGGCUGGAAGGCAUGUCAACAUUUGGAGACAUAUUAACUAGUUUCCCUCAUGAAAGAUUCGACACUGCAACUUUUUUCAGGCCAUAUUUCAUUUAUAACAGCAGGAACCUUCUUCAGAGCUUGGAAGCCCUUGAGCCAGAGCACAGCCAAUCACUGGCGUAAUCUGCAUUAAACAACAGCUAUGAGCCAAGGCCUGACAAAAGCCACAGCCUUAAGUACCCUUCAUUCUGACAGAAGAAGAAAGAAGAAUUAUUUUCUUGCUCCAUCACAGUAACAGCCAUCUCCAAAGCUUGCCAUUAAAGGAGCUCAAUAGCCUGUCAAAAUCAUGUGGUCCAGCCAGUGUUAAAAAUAAAUAAUCUAGCUAAAUGAAAGUUUGAAGCACUUAAAUCACUGCAGGAAAAUCAAUACAAUUACUCCCCUUCAAAAAGGUUAUCAUUUUGGAUGAAGAGAGAAGAUCACUGUUGUCCCUUUUGUAAAUUCAAAGCCAUAGAAGAAAAGAAGGCAAAUGGUUCUAAAAUGUUUGGAAAGAGGUUGUUUCUUGUCUUCUGCCAAAAUAAUUCAGCUUUGAUAGAUUGCAUCUCAAUGCACUUCUAAUAUUUGCACUGUCACUUCCAUUCAGGGGAAUGAUGUAGGCCAUCAUUUGCACAGAUGGCCACAUGAAAUUUUAGCCCACAAGAAAAUGUAUUUUAAUGGGCUUCUAGAAGAAAUUGAAUAGAAUCCGUCAACAAAAAUGAAGAAGGCUCUUCUACCCUUUCACAGUUGGAAUAUUUCUCAUGAAAAAAAAUUGUUGCUCCUUAAGACUAUUUUUUUUAAAGGAAAAAAAAACAAAACAUCCACAGGCCAUCCUGGAUUUUAGAGUGGAUCUAAUUUUUAAUACAUUUUUUGUAUCAUUGUAACAACAAAUAAAUUGAGCCGAAUAACUCACAUGUUCCUAAUGGACAUUGAUAAUGUCCUACCAGUUAAUAUAAGGAAGGGAAAAACAUUUGUACUACAUAUUUGACACAUAACAUUUUUAUAGCCAGUAAUCUGUCCUUCAUGGGAAAUGUGCCAGCUAAACAGGCAUUUUCAUUUUAUUUUUCUAAAUAAAUGUGGUAUUUGUAUCAUUUGCAGUCACUUAAUUUUGCUGGUUUUCAUUGUAAGCCCAUGUUCUGCCCCUUCACUCUCCUUCACUAAAAACGGAGGUUUUGAGACAAGAACCAAAACAUUUGUUUUGCCACGUUAAAUCAUAAUGAUUUGCAGACUGAAAGCUUUAAUAUAAGAUGUUGUUUGUAGAAUUAUAAAAUAUAUUUCUACUGGAAAAUAUGUAUGGAAACCCAGAAAGGCUGUAUUUUAAUCUUUAAUUUCAAUACAUAGGUUAUUUUUAAUAUUCUCCCAGAAAUAUUUAGUUAACGUAGUUUGCUUAAAAGUUGUAGCAGAGGAUCUUGAUUCAGAUGUUUACAAACUGUCAACAAUAACAACCACAUCAGAAAUUAUGAGACUGCAUGUACAUAACACAGGUCACAAUCCAACACUAGGCCUCUGCAUGUUUCAAAGAACUCUAGAAGGCCCGUACAUACUGCAGUUAAUACUAAUAAACAGGCUGGAAGAGCAGUACACAUAUGAUCCAACUACAUUCUAGGACUAAAUCUGUAGAACAGGACAUUGUGUUGCAGCAGGAGACAUUCUUCCAGUGUAUUUCAGUAGAGCAUCUAGUCAUCUGUGCCAAUCAUUCUGCAUAGUCCAUUUCUGUCCAUAACACAAAGUAGAAGUUACGAUGGAUGUGGAAAGUGAUGGGUAGUAGCGGUGAAAUAGUUUAAUGGGUCCAGUAACUGCAUGUUACCUGUUGGCUUGAUCCAACAUACAAGCACUGACUCCUUUUAGAACUUACAAAAAAUUAUCUUUUGGAUUACAGUUUUUAGAAGCUGCAAGCCUGUAUGGCUACUGGAUUGUGGGAACUGUAGUCCAAAAUUUAAAUUUCCCAAUACUGCUCUUCCCUAGCCUUCAGAAUACUCUUGGGGCAAUUCAGCCCCCACCCUCAGCCAGAUCUACAGCUUAGACCCAUGGAUAGUACAUAUUCAAAUCGGUGUGAUUACUACAAGGUGGCAAAUGCACAUCUACGCUCCCUGCCACCUACACAAAGAAGGGCUAGAUCAGCCAUAUGAUCUGCAUAUUAUUUUUCAUGAAGAGGAUCAGUGCUGAUGAAUAUGUAGUGGACCUGUUGUACUGAGUGAUCUCAAUUUGGAAUGCUUGCUAAAAGCAUAAUUCAAAUCCUUUGAAUAUUGCUAUGGCUAUGUUCACAAGUGAUGCUUCUUUUUCUCAUGUGUCACUCCUGAUUGUCAUCAGUGCAAUCUAGAAAUUGGAAGAGAGUCAUUUUAAAGUCAAGAUCAAUGUGGGGCUUUCAUUUGAUUUAUGGACAUUGUUCAAAUACAAGUUAUAGAAUCCAACUUCCUUAGAAGUUAAUUUUGAUACAAAAACAUUAUUCUUUGUACAUGUAUUUUAUUCUUUUAAAUACAUGUUUUGAGUCCUUAAUACUGAUUGCCAGUACAGUCUUCUCUUCACAACAAUGAGGGCUAGAAGCUUAAUUGGUUUUUAUGUGAAAUCUGGGAAUCUCAGGAUUCUAACAAGCCUUCACUAUUUACAAAACCAUAAUAUGGACUCCCUGCAUCAUCCUGGCUGUAGAUGUCAGAAAAUAAAAUAAUUGUCAUUGUGGCCUGAUUUCUAAAUUACAUGUGCUAUCAUAUGACUCUUGUGUAGCAGGGACCUAUUUCUAAAUUGUAACAUUUGGUGCUGUAAAAGAUGUCAUUGCUGGAUCUGUUGCAACCUGGAGAGUCAAAGAAUGAUAAAUUGUUUGAUAAUCUUAUUCACAAUCUGCAAACAGGAAGAGUCACUGUAUCCAUUCAAUGCAGAAUUUUGUUAUUAUCAGUUCAUAGAUUCCUUUGAUGCUAGAGUUCUUUUGAAUAAAUAUAUAUAUAUUUUCCUUUU
Sceloporus undulatus (fence lizard) is the source of this 4390-nucleotide messenger RNA. RefSeq names its product proline rich 16 (gene PRR16). The record is from RefSeq and is a predicted model, not a curated record. Lineage: Eukaryota; Metazoa; Chordata; Lepidosauria; Squamata; Phrynosomatidae. Gene Ontology annotation, biological process: positive regulation of translation; positive regulation of cell size.